AUGGGCCCCAACCCGAAGACCGUCGACAACAGCGCCGCCGCCUCUGCUUCUGCCUUUGCGUCCGCCCAAGUGUCAACAUCGGCCUCCCUCGAGGAGACGUCGACGACCCGUUCACUGCUUUCGCGAUUUGGCCUGCUGCCCCUCCGGGCGCGCGCCCGCAACGUCGCAGACUUCCACAUCAGGCCGGCCGAGCCUCACCGCAAAUACGGCGCCGGCGAUCAUGUGCAGGGCGCUGUGAUCUUGACCGUUGUCAAGCCGGUCCGCAUUACCCACCUUACCGUCGCCCUGCACGGUUAUGUUCGCGUAUACAAGAACCCAAACGGCUCUGCAAACGACCCUGUAAUCAAUCCCGCCGAGGCGCCGGCCGCUGCCAGACAUGGGACGCGUCUAAAAUACCUGGGUAAUGGUUACGCGUCGCUGUUUCAGGACGAGCAAGUCCUCAGUUCCGACGGCAGGCUCGAGCCUGGAAGAUAUGAAUUUAAUUUCGAUCUCCUCUUCCCCUCGAAGGGUCUGCCGAGCAGUAUUGAUCGCGGUACCAUCUCAUACAUGAUAACGGCGACCUUGACCCGCCCAACAUCCAUAUCACCCACAGCAAGCUGCGAGCGUAAGGUCUAUCUCGUCGAGAAGGUCGAUAUCGGACUUCUGACCCCACCACGGGCUCGCACAAUCUACCUUGAGCCCAUCUCGAAAAAGGCAAAGAAGAAGAAGCAGGUGGCCAGCGGCGCGGACAGAACAUCGGUCGCGUCCGACUUGCUCGAGCCGGCAUCCGAUUUGGACUCUACCCGUGCCAAUGAGAAUUCUACUGAGGGUUCCCUAUCGGUGGUAGGGGAGGACUUGGGUCAUGACUCUCUCGGUAUCAACCCCCGAAGCCCCAUUCAAAGCGACAUUCGGAGUGUCAGCGGCGAUAGUGCUGCCAGCGGCAGCACAGGACGAACCAGGGGCGGCGAGGUAAAUCCCGCGGGCGUCUCGAGCGCCUCGGUAGGCGGGAAACCAAUUCCCUCUAUCAAGGAUCGCACCAUCACGGCAACCAUCGAGUUGUUAAGAGGUGGCUGCCUCGCGGGGGAUCUAGUGCCAGUCAAGAUAUCUGUGCAGCAUAUCAGGAGGAUAAAGAGCAUGCACGGCGUCAUAGUGACCCUUUACAGACAAGGGCGUAUAGACUCUGAUCCUCCGAUGCCUCUAUUUGGGGAGCUUUCCAACGACGAUGCCAAGCGCGUGGAAAAGGAAGAUUACUAUCCCAAGUCGAAGACUGGUCUUGGGGGGCUCUCGUUGUCGUCGGCGGGUUCGUGCAGCGUGUUUCGAAAGGAUCUAUCCCAGGCGUUCACCCCCCUCAUCAUCGACCCCGACACAUUGACUGCCAGCGUGACGACGUCGGUGCGGAUUCCAGAGGACGUCUUCCCCACGAUCAAAAAUGUUCCCGGCGAGAUGAUAGCCUUUAAAUACCAAAUCGAGGUCAUUGUGGACCUAGGCGGGAAACUCGCAAAGCAAAUACACCUUGGCAAGCCAGUCGGCCCGCGGAUUGGGAACGUUGGGGCACCAUUAGGAAUGUCGCCUAGUCCUUAUGAAGGUGGCACGCCUUCUCUGGCUUCAUUCGGCACAAGCAUCAUCGACACUGACAGGCUCCGCCGCGAGAAGGGUGUCAUUUCUGUGGUUUUCGAAGUUGUUGUCGGCACAUCAGACAGCAGUCGGCUACAUGGCAAAGGCCUUUUGAAGGCCGCUCGUUCUAUACGUACCUUACCCGUCCUCGAGUCGGAUCUAUAUAACGGCAGCCAUGGAGAAAAAAGGGGUUGGCCAAAUUCCCUCGAGAAUGAGGGUUAUGACACCGAAGAUCACGGACACCAUCGCUACCCACAGGAACCUGUAUCACCGCCCCAUUUGCCUCAGCAAUACCCUUACUGGAAUCCUGCUCCGUCGGAGACAAUAUCCGCUCCCCAUUAUAUCCCGCCACCAGAUAUACCUGAAGAGAGUAACCUGACUGAAAAGGAGCGCGUCAGGCGCGCUGAGCAAAGAUUAUUACCGAGUCAACCAUCCGAGCCUCUGGUUGCAGGGCCCUCAACAGCGGUAUUCCCCGAAGGCGAAAACAUUUACGAUGCGGAUAGUCCACGGCUGUCGAUACCUAGACUCGCGACAACAACAUCACACGCCGAAUACCCGGAUCACCUCGAAGCCCCCACAGCGCCAACGCUGGAGGAGCUUUCUUCUGGCCCUCAAGCUGCUUCUUCAGAGGAUAAGCAGGAGUUGGAGCGGCAGCGGCUGUUAGCAGAAGCUAGCGUGCCUCCGGAGUUUCCGGAAGACUACGACAACGGCGGCGGUGCGGUAGCAGGUCCCAGUGCACCUGCAUCAAUGGGGACAAACGCCAUACCUGCAACGUUUGAGCCGUCUGCGCCGACUGCAGUGGACGAGGAGACUCAUUAUGGCUUUAAUUAUAGCUACGGCUCAGCAGCACCCUCAUCUUCACGGCAUACUCCUUCGGCCCCCCACGAACCGCUGCCCAAGUACGAGAGGUGA
Messenger RNA from Lasiosphaeria miniovina, 2505 nucleotides. RefSeq lists its product as uncharacterized. Gene Ontology annotation, molecular function: ubiquitin protein ligase binding; protein-macromolecule adaptor activity. Gene Ontology annotation, biological process: ubiquitin-dependent endocytosis. The record is from RefSeq and is a predicted model, not a curated record. The transcript has 2 exons. The coding region runs from base 1 to 2505 and encodes 834 amino acids. Lineage: Eukaryota; Fungi; Ascomycota; Sordariomycetes; Sordariales; Lasiosphaeriaceae. Gene Ontology annotation, cellular component: cytosol; plasma membrane; cytoplasm.